Molecule: messenger RNA, 231 nt
Organism: Trypanosoma brucei brucei TREU927
Lineage: Eukaryota; Euglenozoa; Kinetoplastea; Trypanosomatida; Trypanosomatidae
Gene: TB927.1.80
Exons: 1
Coding region: 1-231 (76 amino acids)
Source: RefSeq, a predicted model, not a curated record
AUGGAUUUCUUUUGUAUCUUUUAUGAUGGGAACUGCAGGAAUAUUGAGGGGAUUACGGAAGUGCGGAGCGGUAUGUUAAAAAAAAAUAAAAAAAAAGAAAAAGAGCACAACACUGUCAAUAGCUACAUCGCAACAAAACGAAUAAGUUUUUUUUUGAGUGAGCAUCGGACAAUGCCAAAUGACAUUGUAGAAUAUUAUACAAACAUAUCUGGUUCCGUUACAUUAAUUUGA